AGGCGGUGCCUGUAUUAACGCGUGUGACAUCCUCGGUCUUUCUGCCAGAGGGGUUCGGGGAAAGAUAAAAAGUAGUUUUCGCCUCCUUUUUUGCCCAACCCACCAUCCAAAGGAAAGGCGGAAUACAUAAUUACACAUUUAUUUAUUUUUUGUGUGAUAGACGGGGAGAAGGAGCGCGCGCUACACCGACAGGCUUCCCCAUUAAAUGCAUCGAUAGCAGCCUCAAUAGGCAGCACGCUCGCACCCUGUUCCGUGAUUGUGCGUUUCACCCACAAGGUUACAUCUGUGAAGAUAAAUCGGCUUUUUUUUCGUCAGGAAGGUUGGCAUUUCCCCCGCGCUUACCGCCAUGAAUAAGCUGUACAUAGGCAACUUGAGCGAAGAAGCGAGCCCGUUGGAGUUGGAAAGUAUCUUCGAGGAGUCAAAGAUUCCUGUCAAUGGUCCGUUUCUUGUGAAAACGGGCUAUGCGUUUGUGGAUUGUCCCGACGAGAAGAUCGCUAUGAAGGCCAUAGACAUUAUUUCUGGUAAGGUAGAACUUCACGGAAAGCUCCUGGAAGUGGAACAUUCGGUCCCAAAAAGACAGAGGAGCUGCAAGCUGCAGAUCCGGAACAUUCCACCACACAUGCAAUGGGAGGUCUUGGACGGCUUGCUGGCUCAGUACGGGUCUGUGGAGAGCUGUGAACAAGUGAACACGGAGACGGAGACGGCCGUGGUGAACGUGAAAUACGGCGCGAAGGACCAAGCCCGACAGGCGAUGGAGAAGCUGAACGGGUUCCUCAUGGAAACCUAUGCGCUGAAGGUCAGCUUCAUCCCGGACGACACGGUGUCCCAGGACCCCCCCACGUUGCCGGGGCGACGGGGCUUCGUGCCGCGCGGCCCCCCCCGGCAGGGCUCCCCGGGGGCGGGGCCAGGGCUGGGGGCGCGGCCCAAACUGCAGUCGGACGUUCCGCUGCGCAUGCUGGUGCCCACGCAGUUCGUGGGAGCGAUCAUCGGCAAGGAGGGGGCCACCAUCCGCAACAUCACCAAGCAGACGCAGUCAAAGAUCGAUAUCCACCGGAAGGAGAACGCUGGCGCAGCGGAGAAGCCCAUCACUGUGCACUCUACGCCAGACGGCUGCUCCUCCGCCUGCCGCACCAUCCUGGAGAUCAUGCAGCAGGAGGCGCUCGACACCAAGUUCACUGAAGAAAUUCCCCUGAAGAUCCUGGCACACAACAACUUUGUUGGUCGUCUGAUUGGCAAGGAAGGAAGGAACCUGAAGAAGAUCGAGCAGGACACCGAGACCAAGAUCACCAUCUCUCCCCUGCAGGACCUGACGCUGUAUAAUCCUGAGCGGACCAUCACGGUGAAGGGCUCCAUCGCAGCCUGCGGCCGGGCUGAAGAGGAGGUGAUGAAGAAGGUCAGAGAGUCCUACGAGAACGACGUCGCUGCCAUGAACCUGCAGUCGAACCUGAUCCCCGGGCUCAACCUGAACGCCCUGGGGCUGUUCCCCUCCGGAGGCCCCGGCAUGCCCCCCUCCAUGAUGGGGGGGCCCCCUCCCGGGGCCCCGGCCACCUACCCGUCCUUUGGGCAGCCCGAGUCCGAGACGGUGCACCUCUUCAUCCCGGCGCUGGCUGUGGGGGCCAUCAUUGGGAAACAGGGCCAGCACAUCAAACAGCUGUCCCGCUUCGCUGGGGCUUCAAUCAAGAUCGCUCCGGCUGAGGGGCCCGAGGCCAAGCAGAGGAUGGUGAUCAUCACCGGCCCCCCAGAGGCCCAGUUUAAGGCUCAGGGUAGGAUAUUUGGGAAGUUGAAAGAGGAAAACUUCUUUGGCCCCAAAGAGGAGGUGAAGCUUGAAGCUCACAUCAAAGUCCCGUCUCACGCCGCCGGCCGUGUGAUCGGGAAGGGCGGGAAAACGGUGAACGAGCUGCAGAACCUGACCAGUGCCGAGGUGGUGGUGCCUCGAGACCAGACGCCCGAUGAGAAUGACCAGGUGGUCGUCAAAAUCACCGGACACUUCUAUGCAAGUCAGCUGGCCCAGAGGAAGAUCCAGGACAUUCUCUCUCAGGUGAGGCGGCAGCAGCAGAGACCGGGCCCCGGGGCCCCGUCCGCUCUCAGGAGGAAGUAAGGGCCCGUGCAGACGGCCCCCGGGGCGGGCGGGACCCCCAGGGCCCCGGGCCGGCUGCAGAAGAUGUCCCGCACCGUGUCGUCAUGCCGACGUCUCCGUGGAAACGGACCUCCUCCUGGAGCCUCUCUGCUGCCAUUUCAGGUUUUUUGGGAAAUUAUUUUUUUUUAUUAUUUUUUUUUUCUGCCCUUUUUGUCCCAAAGUUUUGGAACAGAAAUGUACCCUCUUCACAUCCUGAUGUGGUACACACUCAACACCUCAAAUCAACCGUUUGUUUUCGUUCUCUCCCCUGCAGUGGUGUUGGAAUCUGUUGAUGCUCCCGCCAUGUUAAAAUGGUGAAACGUUGCCCCCCUCGU
This is a messenger RNA of Conger conger (European conger), 2451 nucleotides long. It is a transcript of the gene igf2bp3, whose product is annotated as insulin-like growth factor 2 mRNA binding protein 3. NCBI's taxonomy places the organism in Eukaryota, Metazoa, Chordata, Actinopteri, Anguilliformes, Congridae. The transcript has 15 exons. Gene Ontology annotation, cellular component: nucleus; cytoplasm; cytosol. The coding region runs from base 347 to 2098 and encodes 583 amino acids. The record is from RefSeq and is a predicted model, not a curated record. Gene Ontology annotation, molecular function: mRNA 3'-UTR binding. Gene Ontology annotation, biological process: nervous system development; regulation of gene expression.